This is a messenger RNA of Cutaneotrichosporon cavernicola, 1440 nucleotides long. RefSeq lists its product as uncharacterized. Gene Ontology annotation, molecular function: transmembrane transporter activity. Gene Ontology annotation, biological process: transmembrane transport. The coding region runs from base 1 to 1440 and encodes 479 amino acids. The record is from RefSeq and is a predicted model, not a curated record. NCBI's taxonomy places the organism in Eukaryota, Fungi, Basidiomycota, Tremellomycetes, Trichosporonales, Trichosporonaceae. The transcript is spliced from 3 exons.
AUGUCCAAGCCAGUACACGACUAUACGGACCUGAGCCGCAUGCAGCUCUACACGAGCUUUGCGCUCGUGACUUCUCUGUUUUUCCUCUGGGGUUUCAGCUACGGCCUGCUUGACGUUCUCAAUCAACACUUCUUGACCGUGUUCCAGCUCAAGAGCAAGACCGAGACGACCAUGCUCCAGUUCGCCUACUUUAUUUCGUACCUUAUCGUCGCGCCGCCCAUGGGCCUGUUUAUGCGCAAGUACGGAUACAAACUCGGCAUCCACGUCGGACUGGGCAUUUUCGCGACUGGUGCAGUGCUAUUCUGGCCGAGUGCCAAAUACCGCCAGUAUGGAAUGUUUGUGGCAUUUACCUUUGUGGCGGGCUCGGGUCUCGCCACACUCGAAGUGGCCGCCAACACUUACAUUACACUGUUAGGCCCGCCUAGGUACGCCGCUUUACGUCUCACACUGGCCCAGGGCUUCAAUGGCAUUGCCACCGUCAUCGGGCCGAUCAUCGCCUCUCAUGCCUUCUUUAAAGGCGAGAAUGCGACCCAACUCGGCACUGUGCAGUACGUAUACCUGGCCAUGGCGUGCUUUGCGACGCUCCUUAACAUAAUCUUGAUCUUCAUAAAGCUCCCAGAGGUGCGGCAGGCUGUGACGGACGAAGAUCUCGAAAAACUCAAAAGUGGCGGGUGGAAAGGUUUCUUCAAGAUGCACCACACGACGUGGGGGAUCUUCGCCGAGUUCUGCUAUGUUGGAGGACAAGUCGCCGUGGCAGCAACUGCUAUCUUCUACUUUGUGCACCAGCCCGGCCUUAAUCCCCCCAUCAGCGCCUCGCUCGCUUCGAACCUCUUCGCCGCGUGCCAGGCGACUUUUACAGCCGGCCGCUUUAUCGCCGUCAUCUACCUACGCUGGAUCGACCCGGCCUUUAGCCUUUUUGUGCACGGGUUCAUGCUCGUGCUCUUUUCCAUCCUUACCGCGACGAUUGACGGGGCAGGAGGAAUCGCUUGCCUCUUUGUCGUCUUCCUUUUCGAGAGCCACUGCUACCCCGUCAUUUUCGCACUCGCGUCCUCCAAUCUCGGCCCCUACACCGUUAUAGGUGGCGCCCUGACCGCUGCCGGUGUCUCUGGCGGUGCAUGGUACCCCGCUGCACAGGCUGCCCUCGCAGAUAGAGCCACCACGCAGAUCUCAUACCUGGUGGCCAUGACUGGGUUCAUUCCCCUCAUGAUCUAUGGUGGUGUUAUGUGGUUGCAUCGCUGCCAUAAGCACGGCAAGUACUCGAUCUGGGUCAAGGACCUUGAGGGCGCCGACGCGGAACACAUCGAGACCGACCUGCGCCGGCAUUCCAUGGCCCGGCAGAUGAGCGUCGACACUCACGGGGAGGGCAAGCGCGAGAACUCGUUCCUCGAGCACGAGGUCAACACUACGCCCAAGAUGAGAGGCACCGUUGGCAACCUGUAG